AUGCUUCAUCGAUUUGCGGAUAUGAGGGAAGGGAAUAUGUUGCAUCGAUUCUUUGCGGUGAAACAAGAUGGUACAGUGGCGGAAUAUAGGGCACAAUUUGAGUUCCCGACGGCUAUGGUUGGGAAGUUGAAGGAAGGAACUCGCCCUGCGAUGUUCGUGAACGCAUUACAAGAAAACAUAAGAGUCGAGUCGAUGGUGAUUAACCCCUCCGGGUUGAAAGAGAUGAUGGAGGUAGCCAUAAAGAUCGAGGCUAAAAACCGGAUUCUAAGCCCAAACAAUAAAACCCACAAAGAGCUCCCUUCAAACCAAACAAAGCCGGAUCGGAAGACAAUUACAUGGACCCCCUCUAAACCUAGCCCAGGGCGAACCGUAUUGCUAAAGGGGGACCCAAGCCUCAAAAGGCCUUGGUUUCUCCGAAAACAAUGGUACGGACAAUCCAAGUAA
This is a messenger RNA of Dovyalis caffra, 444 nucleotides long. NCBI's taxonomy places the organism in Eukaryota, Viridiplantae, Streptophyta, Magnoliopsida, Malpighiales, Salicaceae. The record is from the annotation of a GenBank genome assembly.